AUGACUCAUUCUCAAAUUUUAAAAGACAAAAGUAUUAGUAAUGGAAUCUAAUACUUGUGGAAUAUCAUUGAAUAGAUUUCAUAAGAUCCUGUUUCUGAGAAAUCAAGAGAUUUUUUAACUGAUUUACCUAACAUAUUGUACAUUAUUUUAGGAGCCGAAAACAAAAAGGGAUGGCUAACUCAGUCUUUUGAAGAUUUAAACAAUCCUUCACGUUUUUCAACAGUAAAUUCAGAGGAAAAUAUGAGAUAACUUAUUCUUCUGCUUAGCCCUCCUAUUAUUAGCUAACAACUUGAAAAUUGUUAUUAUAAAGAGAAUAUUUACACACUCUUAUUUGAAAAAGAAUUAGUUGAAGGUUAAAAAUUCUAGCUCUUAUCAAAUGUACUCCCUGAUCACAUAACUGAAUUAAGAAAAAAUUGUGUUUGGAAACAUCCAAGUUUGACUAGAUUUUAAAACCUCUUCUCCAGCGAAGUUUCCCAUAUAACAGAUUAGUUUAUUGUAAUCAAUCCAGGUGACUGGUUUUUGUUUGCUUUAGCAUUUAAUUUAAAGAACUUCCGCCCAUCUUCUAAUCUCAAAAAUGUAAGAUAAAUACAAGAUAAUCACACUGAUCCUUACAGCAUUGAGUUCAUGCAAAAUCCUUUCUUACUGCUUACUCGUAGAUAUCUUGAAUAUUUUGAUUUCCUCUCUCUAUCCCAAAUGCAAGAGCAUAAAGAUAAAAAAGUUCUUUUCAAAAAGUUUUGCUUUAUUUUAGAAGAGCAUUUACUAGUUGAGCAAAUAUUCAACAUUCAUCCAUAAAACAUAGAAAUUCUACUUCAUUAUUCUAUUUUAGAUGGAUUGCAAAACAGGGAAGUUAGAUAAAACUUACCAACUAGGAAAAAAUCACUAAACCCUAUCGAAAACGAGCAAACAACUCUUUCUAACGAAUCUAAAUUAAUGGGAAAUAUGUAUGAUAGUUAGAUAAAUGGUGGUUCUAAACUAAGCACUGGUUAAGGAUCUUAAAUACAUUAGUAACAGCAUAAUUUAGCAAAUUUAUCUGGACAAGCUAAUUAACAGCAAUCUUUGAUGCAAUCUGCUAACGAUGUUGUUGACAAUUUUAGCGGAUACAGCAAAAAUAAUAUUUUGUAGCAUUAUAUGCAAAUAUCUAAUAUAAAAGAAUUUUACACUAAAAAGAGCAAGGAUUCAUUUACUGUUUAUUCUAAUUAUAUUUUCCAAGCUCUUCUUAUUUUACUUCAUUUUAAGAGACGUCACUUUAAGUUGCUCACACUUUAGUCAAUCUACUCAAAUGCAACAAAUAGUAAUAUUAGAGGUAAUUCCUCUCUAUAUGGUAAUUAUUACUCAAACUAAGGCAGCUUGCGUAAUUCUUAAUCUAAUUUUAACUAAUCUAGCAGAGUGUCACAAAGUACAAUUUCUAAUUUUUAGUCUCCAUACAUUGGUGCCCCUGCCAAUUCUUUUAUGGGAUAUGGAAAUAAUCAAUACUCUAAAUCUUCUUAACAAUAUUUUAGCAGAUUGCGUUAAUAAUAUUAAAAAUAUCAAGAAUUCAACAAUAUGGAAAUUACUGCUGACUAAUUCUAACUUGAAUAUUUCCGUGAUCAUGGAGAAGACAAUAUGCUAACACUUUUCUUUAAAAAGAUUAGUUAUUUCCUAUCAAUUGGUUUGGAUGACUGGUUGAAGGAUGUUACUAAAUAAUCCAAAGACACUCUUUAUGACCAAGGUAGACUCCUUGCCAGUUUAAUUGGUCACCACAAAUACUUUGAAAAAGAAGCUUGUGAAAAUAAUUUGUUUUAUUACCUUAAUUAAAUUGAUUAAUAGCUAUUUAAUUAAGCAAAUCUGAGAAAUUUAUCUAACUCAACUAACUAUUCAAAUUAGAAUACUAACCAAAAUCUCAACUCAAACUCAACUGGAUAAAAUGGCUCUGCAAUAAAAAGUUAGUACAAAGAAGAGCCUGUUGACAUCCCAUCAAGACCAUUCUUAACUCAAUACUGUCUAAAUGAUUAAGAGUUCGAAAGGUUAUUACCAAGUCUUUAUACUUAGGAGAAUUCUCGCUACUCUUAUGGAAGCUAUACUUAACAAUAAAUGAUUCGUACUAGUUUUAGAGAGUAAAUAGGAUAUUUUACCGAAGAAUUAUCCUAAGUUAGAUUCAAAAUUUUAGUAACUUCAUGCACACUUCUUUUGAAUAAAUUCAUCACAGCUUUUUCAGUGAUGAAAGAUUUAUCAUUAAGCGACUUUUUAAUGUUGUCUCUACUUAUAGACACAGUCUUUAAAAAAAGAUAUAUGGAUGAGAGAUCCCUUAACACAAGUAUGAGCUACGAUUAUAAAGGAUAAAACAAAGACGAAGAUUUAAUUACUAGAUUAAACUGCCUUGAUAUUGUUACAAUAAAACAUGCAAAUGAAUUUUUCUUGCUUAGAGAAAAUGAUGAAGAUAUCUAUAGAGUAUUCAUCACCCCAGAAUCUAUUGAAUGUGUCCGUAAAAUAAACAACUAAAUAGAACAAUACCUUAAUAAAAAAAGCAACUAAAAAAAUUAACAAUAACAGCCAAGAAAUGAAAUAGAAGAUAUAGAAUUUCUUCCAUAAUACGAAAUAGAUCCUUUCGUUAUAUAAACUUAUCUCAAGAACAAAUUAAAUUUCGUUUUAAAGAGAUCUAAUUAAAAUGGAGGAUCUUCAUUUUAUAAUUCUAUGAAAGACCCUUAAGGAAAUGAUAAAGACGGAAGAAAAGGAAAAUUAUUUGAAAUUGAAAAUAGAAGAGCUUCAUAUAAUUUCUAAACUUGGAAAGCACCUCUAGCUUCAUUUGAAAGCAAAUUUUUAUAUUACAUUUUCUUGUAAAUUUCUUUCUUUAUUGACUAUGCUAAAAAUGGUUUCUAGCCUGUUAACCCAAUUGCUAAAUAUCCUUAAACUAAUUUAAGAAGAUUUGCCAAUAUUUACACUACGGUAUCCUACUUACUACUAUUUGUUUUCUUGAUAUUUAUUUUUAAAUGGUUGUUCUCCUCAUCAGCUCCUACUAGUAAUUACAAUCAAAAUUAUAGUAAAAGGAAUUAUUAGGGAGAUACUACAAAAGGUAAAUAUAAAUGGGAUCUAGAAUGA
Messenger RNA from Tetrahymena thermophila SB210, 3075 nucleotides. Its product is annotated as transmembrane protein, putative. The transcript is spliced from 3 exons. Lineage: Eukaryota; Ciliophora; Oligohymenophorea; Hymenostomatida; Tetrahymenidae. The record is from RefSeq and is a predicted model, not a curated record.